UUGACUCAGCUUCGCGAGAACGCGCAAACUGACAGCACGAGCACAGAUAACGCUGUCCGGCCGGAAGUUAGCACAGAACACGCAGUUCCAGCAAAGUCAAGGGACUUUGGUUCUAGUUUACUAUUCAUUGCAAGCAAUUUCAUGUAUGAAAUAAUCAGCAGCCGCUGCAGCCCUCAGUAAAUCCCAGCAGAUGAGAUAAGAGACAUUCACUGAGAGCGAAUGAGUGAGCAAGGGAGGGAAAGAGAGACAGCUUUUUAGGGAAACAUCCCCUCGCACUCCCUCCUCUGCAUGUGAGAAGCUGUACUGGACAGAACCACCAUCAUGCCUGGUCUGAUGAACAAGAGCAAAUGGAGCGCUCUGCCUCUCAGCGUCUCAGACAUCACUUCCUGUGUCAGGGGUUACACCCUGGCAAUGACAGCCUCCUUGACCUAUGAAAACAUCGAAGAUCACCCUAUCGAGGGAAUCUUUAUAUACCCUCUGGAUGAGUGCAGCGUGGUGGUCGGUUUCGAAGCGAUGAUUGGCAGCCAGAUAAUAACCGUGCAGGUCAAAGAUAAAAUGAAAAUCGAUGACUGUUACUUUGAUUGCUGCAAUGCCAAUGGAACCCCGCAGAGUGGAGGUGGACAUAUCGUUUUGGAUGAGGAUCAGGAGAGGACAGUGCUGGUAGUCAGUCUGGGGGUCAUUCCCCCUCUGGAGACCAUUAAUAUACUGGUCAGCACCUCCUCAGAGCUCAGAACACUCCCUAAUGGGGGAAUUCGGGUGAGCUCACCACCCGUCUGCUCUCCUAGAGUCCAACGUUCUGUCAAAGAGGAGCAGGCGUUUUCGCCCAGCACUGCUAGGAGGAGGGAUCAGCAUCACUGUGCAGUGGGAACCCACGAGCAGACGGCCUCAGGAGUGUGUUUGGCUGCUCUAUUGGAGGAAGAGACCAUCAACUCCAUUGACUAUGAGUUUAAUUUCCAUCUUGAGAUCAGAGGGCCGUAUUUACUGGCAGGUGUGGAAAGCCCCUCACAUGCCAUCCGGGCGGACGCUGACCCCUCGGCUCGCUCUGCCACCAGCAUUGUGGUCACACUGGCAGACAAGUACACCUACGACUGCCCUGUGGAGAUACUGAUCUACCCCAGUGAGCCCCAUCUGCCACACGUUCUCAUCGAAGAUGGAGACAUGACGCCGGAGGAAUACGAUGAGCAUCUGAAAGGACGGAGCGACUACAUAAAGGCCUCCAAGAAGGACUGCAGUAAUGAAAAGACCGUGGACAUCAUUCGGAAGAGGCUCCACAAAGACAUCCUACACAACCCUGUGGUAAUGUUGAACUUCUGCCCAGACCUCCGUUCGACGACCUCUGACCUGCGGAGCAUUCAGGGGGAAUUCAUCUUCCUCAUUGACCGCAGUGGAAGCAUGAGUGGGGUCAACAUCAAUCGAGUUAAGGACGCAAUGGUUGUGAUUCUGAAAAGUCUUUUCCCAGCAUGCUUAUUCAACAUAGUGGGCUUCGGAUCCAAGUUCAAAACGCUGUUUGCCACCAGUCAGAGCUACGAUGAGGAGAGCUUGGCUUUGGCUUGUGAGCAUGUGAAGAAGAUCCGGGCUGACAUGGGCGGCACAAACAUACUGGCUCCUCUCAACUGGAUCCUACGGCAGCCCAUGCAGAGAGGUCAUCCUCGCCUGCUCUUCCUCCUGACUGAUGGAGCUGUCAGUAACACGGGGAAAGUUAUUGAGUUGCUCCGCAGCCACGCCAGGUUCACCAGGUGUUACACAUUCGGGAUAGGCCAGGGUGCGUGCAGGAGGCUGGUUUUAGGACUGGCCGCUGUUUCCAGAGGCACAGCUGAUUUCCUGGCCGAAGGAGAACGACUGCAGCCGAAGAUGAUUAAGUCGCUGAAGAAGUCCAUGACAUCAGUCCUGACUGACAUCUCCAUUGAGUGGCUGUAUCCAGAGACAAAGGAGAUCCUGCUCUCUCCGGUCGGAGCGACCUGUCUGUUCCCUGGUGACCGGCUGAUUGGAUACAGCGUGAUCUGUGACACCUCCAGAUAUCACUCCAACCCCAAAUCAGACAAACGGAGGCGGUACAGCAUGAUGCGCUCCAACGAGUCGGCCAGUUCAGUGUUCUAUCACUCUCAAGAGGAGGAUGCUGGGAAGGUUUCCUCUGACGGUCAGGGGCCGCACAGGGACAAUCAAGUCGGCUCGCUAUUUGACGGUUGCCAGGAGACCAUGUCUGUGAGCAGUCCUAUCACCACGGAGCAAGACAUUAUGGGAACUGACAUAGCCACCUCUCCGCGAAGACGUGCUUACAGCACCAAUCAGAUUGUAGAUUACAACCCGAUGAAGAAGGCCUACACCCCCAGUGACCCCAGCUCGGUGGUGGGCAAAAACCCUCUUAGAAGAGCAAAAGUCCAGGAACUCAUAGGACAGACACAUCCUGACCACGGAGCUCAGUGGAAAAUGGACUACCAGCCACAGUUGGCCAGCCUGUGUGCCACAUCCUCAAGAGGACGUCCCAUAACUGCUCACAAACCUCCAGUGCAGCAACCAGAGGGUCUCCAGGGGGAGUCUAAGGUGGAGCAGACCCAUUCCGGCCCAGUCGUGGAAGACGGCUCCAGGUCCUCAACUGACAGCCCUUCGUUAGGCAGCACCGGCGAUGCAGAUGGCUACACGCAUCAGCUUUGCGAAGUCGAAACGCCCCAGGAUCCUCAUGCGCCAGAAUUCAAGGCCAGUCAUGGAAAGGGAGAUUGCAAAGCGGUCAUAUCAGGGCUGCUGUGCGGGAAGCCCAUGAGAUGGGAGGUGGCCUUUGACAUCCAGCCUUUCCUGAAAGGCCGAGAGCGGGAGGAGAAAGUUCACGAGGACCUGUGGAACGAAACCUUCCAUCACCUGGCAGGACUCUCCAUUAUUCAAGACUUUGAACACAUGGUGGAUAAAGAGUGUGAGAUUGAGCAUGGUUCUGGGAGACGGUACCAGCUUUACGCCAUCCACACGAGCAAAGCCUGCAACAUCUUGAGCAAAUACACAGCGUUUGUGCCUAUCGAUCUGGACAGCAAUGAAUAUUUACCCACCUGCAUUGAGUACAGCCAUCCCGGGGAGGAUCAUAAACGAAGUUCGCACUGCAGUUCUCGUUCCGGCAGCAGGAAGAACCGUGGUUACUCUGUGGGUCUGGGUCGCUCGCAAUCAGGAGGUUUGACUGGGCAAGAUGAUGCAGCACUAUGCUACAACGUAGACAAUUCAUCCCAAUCCCCCUGCAAAACACCCUCAUCCUCCAGCUGGGAACGAUGUAGCUCUUCUGAAGCCUCUCAAAGGAGUCCGUCGGUGACCUCCGACCACUCGCAGAGAUCAGUCGAGAGCCUUUUCUCUGCCAGCAAGCUGAGCCUGAGCAGGACACGUCUCCUGACGAAAGCCGCCAGGGGCUUCAUGAGCCGGUCGCAGAGCAAAAUCAGCAACUCGGUGGCAGAGAACGAAAAUGACAACAAGGACUACAUCCCUCUGGUGUUAUUGCAGCUGUCCUGUGGGGCAUUCAUGUUGGACCGUGCCUUGUGUGACGCCAUCAACGUGCCCAUGGACAAGCUGAAGUGGACGUCGCCCUUCACCAGCCACAGAAUUAGCCUUACUCAUGUGUCCCACUCUGGCUCCCGGCGCUCCGAGAGUCUGGAGGUCCACCACGGCUCCUCGCCUCCUCCAAAAGACUCAGACUUGAACUCUGAAUAUGAGGAGUUGAUGUCCCGCACAUCUUCAUCCUCAUUCCAGGCCCGAAGCCCUCGGAUGGAGGGCGAGCCCUCACUGUUGAGCGGCUUCUCAUCGAUGUCGACCGAAGCCCCGCCAUCACCUAUCAACUCUUUGUACGACAGUGGACGGGGAUCUGAAUCUGAAAUCGCGGAGACGCCCCUGCCGGGUUCGCCUGGGAUCCUGCAAAGGGCCGUGCAAGACCCCGAGGGGAUGGUGUGGGCGACCGCAGUUGCUCUGGCCUGGCUGGAACACAGUUCGGCCAGUUAUUUCAUCGAGUGGGAGCUGAUCGCCGCCAAGGCUAGCAUGUGGCUAGAUGAACAGAUCGUCCCAGAGGGCCGAGACCUGGCGUCGGUCAAAGCUGCGGCCAAUCAGCUCUUCAUCAUCCUCAGACACUGGGACGAGAACCUGCAGCUCAACAUGCUCUGCUACAACCCCAACAGUGUGUGAGGCCUGAUAGGGUAGGGACGAAAAUUCAAACUAUGCGAAACGAGGGUUUUACUUGCCUUGAGUUGUUUUAAUGUUUAUUCUGUGGAUAUCGUUUUAGUUUUAUGAAUAGAAAUCGUGCCAGUAUUUCAUCCGUCCAAAGGCCAGAAACAUACUCUGCACAGGUACGUAGAUGCCAAUGUAUUGCAGGCUUCCUAUUGUAUAUGUGUAAGUUGAUUUCUUGCAUUACUGUAGCAGUAACAAACCUGUAAAAGACUGUAUCUGUCUCCUAUUGAAAAAAUAUUACACAAAGUAAAAAAUUAGAUGCAACUAAUUGAAACAGAUGCAACUCAGUGUUAUUUUAGUAUUAUUUAUAUACAGUAUUAUUAAAAAUUUUUAUUAGGAUUUUAUAUUUGUUAAUUUUUUUUCAUGUUUUAUUUUUUUUAUUUAAAUUUUACAUUUUGUUUAAUUUUUAGUCAUUUUAGUUUUAGUCAUUUUUGUAAAUUAUUUAGGUAUAAUUUAUUUUUAUUUCCAUUUUUAAUUCCAUUAGUAAUUAGUGUUUUUAUUCCUGUUAGUUGCCAAAGAAACUUGUAAUUUUUCUUUAGUUUACGUUUUACAUCAAAUUUUUAUUUUAUUUUAUUUUAUUUUAUUAUUUUAGCUUUAUUUCAAUGAACAAAAUUUUUUUUAAAGGUUUUAGUUAACGAUAAUAACCCUGUUGCGACAACAAGAAAUAGUCACAAUUGUGUGAUAAAAUGCACCAUUACAAGAUAUUAAUUUGAAGUUAAGAGAAACAAAGUUGCAAUUGUGAGAUAUUAAGUUAGAAUGAUCAGAUAUUGUUUCAGUUACGAAAAAAAAAAGUCAAAAUUGUAAAAUAAAAAGGUACAAUUACAAGAAAUAAAGUCACAAUUCUAUUUAUAAUUUUGCAUUCUGAGGUGGAAACAGGCUUGCGUACAAACUACAGUAAUCGAGGGGGAAUAUUGUUUUAUUGUUUAAUAUUUGUACCAUUAAUUCAAUCACUGUUUUAUUCAUUUGGAAGUAACUAGGAAGUAAUGGGAGUAAAUACUGUAGGUGCAAUAGCACCCCUUGUGGCAACCUUGACAAUGCAACUCAUACUUGUUGAAUUCUAAAUCAACACAUUUCAGAAACUGUGAAAUCGAGUUAGCAUGCUGUAGCUAGAAGUGUUUGCGUUCACAUAUUUGCGUAGAGUAUAUUCCGGGCCAAACACCACCCAAAAAAUGUGCAUGUCUUUGCAAGAUUGUUUUGUGUUUUUUAUCUUGUCUCUGAAAUAAUGACGUACAUAUGGUUUAAUAAACUGUCUGGUUGCUGCUUUGGAAGAUUUUGUACCAUAAACAUUAAUCGUACGAAGCCUUAUAGUGACUUGUUCAUUAGUUGGCGUGGUUGACUGCUACUGUAUAUGUGGCAUUACAGGCUGUUUUAGCUGUCAGAGGAUCCAGUGACUUAUAAGAUGCAGAUACAUGUAUAACAUCAUGCAAUGUACAUUCGUUUGCCUUUACGAUCGCUAAAAGAUGUCAAAUCAUCGCUGAACGACACUUUCGAUUGCUGUAAGUGCUCUCCAGUCUUAAGUGCCUAACCCCGUAGAACUGGACUGUUGAUAUGAACGUUGUACUGUUACUGCAAUGCGCAAUUGAUUAUUUUUUUCAUUUUGCUGAUUAUAUUUAUCGCUGUGUAUGUAUUAUUAUAGUACUUUGUUGAUGUCAGUUCAAAAAUUGUACAGAAAAAUUCUAAAAGAUUGGCUGUAAAUAUAUGUUUAAAAAAAUUGCCAAAAUGAGAAAAUACAGAAGCUAGUGUAUCUCUCUGUAUAUCGCACUGGUUUAUUUUAUUAUCAUACGUAUUACUCCUCAGGUAUUGCUCUUGAGUACUGUUGUCUAAGUAGAUAAAUGAGUGGUUUGUGGAAAGAUCUUUCAUCUCAAGGUACUUUUCAGAUCCAACCUCUCUUAUGCUCUUGUGACGGUGGCAGCUGGUUUGUGAAAAGUGCAUUACGUCAGUCAGUUGUACCUUGUACUUAAGUGUCAAAUUCUCUUCAAGUCAUGUGUACUUGCUAGUGCAAUGCUGGACUCUGUAACUGCAUGUAAUAAAGUUAA
Messenger RNA from Onychostoma macrolepis, 6224 nucleotides. RefSeq names its product von Willebrand factor A domain containing 5B1 (gene vwa5b1). NCBI's taxonomy places the organism in Eukaryota, Metazoa, Chordata, Actinopteri, Cypriniformes, Cyprinidae. The record is from RefSeq and is a predicted model, not a curated record.